AUGUGGCGAGUGAUGCAGCGGGCUGUUCUUCAAGGUUCCAAGCGGACUGCCGCCGUUAUUGCCGGUGUCACUGCUGCUUCAGGCAUGGGACUUGUUUACGCUCUUGAGAACUCUGUGAAUGCGAGCAGUGAUGCCGUCCAUCCGUACCAUCUCCCAUGGUCGCACGCUGGACCAUUCUCCUCGUUCGACAUUGCUUCGGUGAGAAGAGGUUACGAAGUAUACAAGCAGGUCUGCGCUGCUUGCCAUUCAAUGAAAUUCCUCCAUUAUCGUCAUUUCGUUGAUACCAUCAUGACUGAGGAAGAGGCCAAGGCUGAAGCUGCUGACGCUCUCAUCAACGACGUUGAUGACAAGGGAGCGGCAAUUCAAAGACCAGGAAUUCUCACUGAUAAGCUUCCAAACCCAUAUCCAAACAAGAAGGCGGCUGCUGCCGCUAACAACGGAGCUGCUCCACCAGAUUUGUCUUUGAUGGCUUUGGCGAGACAUGGAGGAGACGACUAUGUCUUCUCGCUUCUUACUGGAUACAUGGAUGCUCCUGCUGGAGUCAAGGUCGAUGAAGGAAAAGCUUACAACCCAUACUUCCCAGGAGGAAUUAUUUCUAUGCCACAACAAUUGUUCGAUGAAGGAAUUGAAUACAAGGACGGAACUCCAGCAACAAUGUCUCAACAAGCGAAGGACGUGGCUACAUUCAUGCACUGGGCUGCUGAGCCUUUCCAUGAUACCAGAAAGAAAUGGGCUCUCAAGAUUGCUGCUUUGAUUCCAUUCGUGGCCGUUGUUCUAGUUUACGGAAAGAGACACAUUUGGUCAUUCACAAAGUCUCAGAAAUUCAUCUUCAAGACUGUCAAGGGAAGAGAGCCACCAAAGUCGCAGUAA
Caenorhabditis bovis is the source of this 870-nucleotide messenger RNA. NCBI's taxonomy places the organism in Eukaryota, Metazoa, Nematoda, Chromadorea, Rhabditida, Rhabditidae. The record is from the annotation of a GenBank genome assembly.